AUGGCCCAGACCCAAACUCAGGCCCCUUCCAAUGCCACGUUCAGAGACAAGGAGAAACCUCAAGAAGUGAGGAAAAGCAAUAUUCUUGCCGCCAGAGCUGUCAGCGAUGCCAUCAGAACCUCUUUGGGCCCCAAAGGAAUGGACAAAAUGAUCAAGACAAAGGACGGCAAGAUCAUCAUCUCCAAUGAUGGUGCUACAAUCCUAAAACACAUGGCCAUUUUGCACCCUGCCGCCAGAAUGUUGGUCAAUGUCAGUGCUGCCCAAGAUAUCGAAGCCGGCGACGGAACUACCAGUGUUGCUAUCUUGGCAGGAUCCUUGUUGGGAGCUGCGGAGAAAUUGUUGAAUAAGGGCAUCCAUCCAACCUUGAUUGGAGAGUCUUUCCAGAGAGCGGCAGCACGUGUCUGCCAGGUUUAUUUGGACAUGUCCCACAAAAUCACGUUAGACGACAGAGACAUCUUGAUCAAAGCGGCAAACACAUCUUUGUCUUCGAAGAUUGUGUCGCAGCAUUCGCUGUUGUUGUCACCUUUGUCUGUCGAUUCUGUCUUAAAAGUCAUGAAUGAAGCACAGGACAAUGUGGAUUUGAACGACAUCAGGCUCAUCAAGAAAGUCGGUGGUACAAUUGACGACACCGAGCUUGUGGAUGGCGUGGUAUUGACACAAAAUGUGUUGAAGUCGGCGGGCGGACCUACGAGAACCGAAAAGGCAAAAAUCGGACUUGUCCAAUUCCAAUUGUCCCCUCCAAAGCCAGACAUGGAAAACAACGUCGUUGUUAAUGACUACAGACAGAUGGACAAGAUUCUCAAGGAGGAGCGUGCGUACUUGUUGAACAUUUGCAAGAAGAUCAAAAAGGCAAAGUGUAAUGUGUUGUUGAUCCAAAAGUCCAUUUUGAGAGAUGCUGUCAACGACUUGGCAUUGCACUUCUUGGCCAAAUUGAACAUUAUGGUUAUCAAAGACAUCGAAAGAGAUGAGGUGGAAUUUUUAACAAAGGCUAUCGGAUGUAAGCCAAUUGCUGAUGUUGAAAACUUUACUGAGGACAGAUUGGGAUCUGCUGAUUUGGUUGAAGAAUUCGAAUCAUCAGGCUCGAAAAUCGUCAAGAUCACGGGUGUCCACUCGAAAUUCACUAAGCCCACCGUGUCUGUUGUCGUAAGAGGCGCCAACAAUCUUGUUUUGGAUGAGACUGAAAGAUCGAUCCACGAUGCCCUUUGCGUCAUCAGAUGCUUGGUUAAGGAAAAGGCUAUGAUUGCUGGAGGCGGUGCACCAGAGGUUGAAGCUUCUCGUGUUUUGAUCAAGGAGGCUACUCAGUUAAGUGGAGUGGAACAUUUUGUGUACCAAGAAUUUGCGCAAGCUUUGGAAGUAAUUCCUACAACAUUGGCUGAAAACGCCGGAUUAAACCCUAUAAACGUCGUGACCGACUUGAGAAACAGGCAUGAGAUGGGUGAAAAGAACGCCGGUAUCUCUGUGCGCAGAUCGGGUGCUACAAACACCUUUACAGAAAACGUCUUGCAACCUGUCUUGGUCAGUACCAGUGCUAUUACGUUGGCUGCCGAGACAGUCAAAUCCAUUUUGCGUAUUGACGACAUCACUUUCAGUCGCUAG
Molecule: messenger RNA, 1596 nt
Organism: Clavispora lusitaniae ATCC 42720
Lineage: Eukaryota; Fungi; Ascomycota; Pichiomycetes; Serinales; Metschnikowiaceae
Product: chaperonin-containing T-complex subunit
Biological process (GO): protein folding
Cellular component (GO): chaperonin-containing T-complex
Molecular function (GO): ATP-dependent protein folding chaperone; ATP binding; ATP hydrolysis activity
Source: RefSeq, a predicted model, not a curated record